Molecule: messenger RNA, 1184 nt
Organism: Vombatus ursinus (common wombat)
Lineage: Eukaryota; Metazoa; Chordata; Mammalia; Diprotodontia; Vombatidae
Product: ly-6/neurotoxin-like protein 1
Exons: 3
Coding region: 1-366 (121 amino acids)
Source: RefSeq, a predicted model, not a curated record
AUGAAGCUCUGUCUGCCUGCCUUGUUUCUGUUGGCUGCGCUAUAUGUGAAUUUUGCUCACUCCCUAGAAUGCCACGUGUGCUGCGGGCCGGAGAGCUGCCGGGCUCCCGUCGAAUGCUCCCCAAUAAACAAGUACUGUCUUAUUACCCGGGCAAUCAACUCAAUCAACCCAAACCAAAUCCUGGUGAUGAAGUCCUGUGCCCCGAUGUGCCCAAACAGCACCAUUUCAACUGAUGGACAUGCCAUUUCUGGAUGCAAUGGGAAGGCGGAGACAGAUGCUUCUGCUAGCCUAGUUAUAAGUCGAGGGGUUCUGUGGGUGGGUGUCUCCACCAGCCUCCUAUGGGUGCUCCUCCAAGCUUCCUGGUGAGGAGAUUUUUCUUGUCCUUACCCCCUUGACUUUCCCUAAAGUCUUCUUUCCCAAGAUCUCUUCACUCAGGACAGAACCUCCAACACCAAAGGACAGAUUUCCUCCCAGGAAAAUAGGCCCACAGGACAGGGUCUUGCUCCUUCCCCCAGUUUCUGCAGGGAAUCCAGAAGGGACACUCUGUCCAGUGGCCUGGAUCCUUGGGUAUGAGCUUGGCCAACUCCCAGUAUUACCAUUUCUCUUUUACCUUUCCUCUUCGCUUUCUUACCUGGGAUGCUGAUCUUUUCCCUGCUGUUUUUCUGCCCCUUGAGGAUAGAAAAAAAUUUUCCAUUUGGGGGUGAACAGCCACACUUGGAAGGGGGAGGGAAGAGGUCAUGGGGGAAUUGUGAAAUUUUAAUGUUUUAAUUAAAUAAUCACUUCCUUCUUUCUUCUUUUCUACCUCUGUCCUACUCAACAUCAAAUCCUCUUCCCUUCUUUAAUCCUUGGGAGGCUUAAGAUAACCCCCCUCAAGGCUAGUUAGGGUGGAUGACCUGAUUAAAGGAGGCCUCACUAAAAAGAGCAGCUUUUAAUCAUGCCCCCUUUUUAAAUGGGAUCACCUCAUCAUCACAUGACCAUGUGGCUUGGAGAUGGGAUGGGGGAUGGAGAUGAAAGGUACAUGAUUUCCUCGAACCCAUCCUAUGAGCAAUAUUUGGAGGGGGGAGGAUAGAAGCAUAUCAGGCAUUAAGUUUUCCCUAAAUGAAAAUAGAAUGAGGAACUGGGGUUAGGGUGAAGGUGCCACAUUACCUGAAUCAGAGAUGUGCCUACCUACCUCACAGGGCUGU